Molecule: messenger RNA, 2574 nt
Organism: Scleropages formosus (Asian bonytongue)
Lineage: Eukaryota; Metazoa; Chordata; Actinopteri; Osteoglossiformes; Osteoglossidae
Product: dnaJ homolog subfamily A member 3, mitochondrial-like
Exons: 12
Coding region: 22-1431 (469 amino acids)
Biological process (GO): negative regulation of apoptotic process; response to heat; mitochondrion organization
Cellular component (GO): mitochondrion
Molecular function (GO): ATP binding; protein kinase binding; heat shock protein binding
Source: RefSeq, a predicted model, not a curated record
ACUAGUCGAGCGGUCGCUUGCAUGAUGGCGUCCGCGGUGUCUCGCUGUGCGGGGCGGUGGAUGUCGAUCGCGGUGUUCGUUGGGCAGCGCCAGGUGACACUGACACGCACCGAGGGAUUUCGGGUUGUCUCCGGGCUGAGAGCGAAGCGGCACCUGUCAACGCGGGGCGCGGUGUUGGGGCUCCCGGUCCCCGCCGGUACCGGUCUUUGUGGCCCCCCCUGUGUGCGCCCCUUCCACGCUAGCGCCAGCGUCUCCAACAAGGAGGACUUCUACCAGGUGUUGGGGGUGCCGCGCACCGCUUCCCAGAAGGACAUCAAGAAAGCCUAUUACCAGCUCGCCAAGAAGUACCACCCUGACACCAACAAGGAUGACCCCCAGGCCAAAGAGAAGUUUGCCAAGCUGGCAGAAGCCUAUGAGGUGCUGAGCGACGAAGUGAAGAGAAAGCAGUACGACACAUACGGCACGGCUGGGUUUGACCCACAGCAGGCUGGGGCAGGGCAGCAAUACUGGAGGGGUGGAGCCACGGUGGACCCAGAGGAGCUCUUCCGAAAGAUCUUUGGGGAAUUCGCAGGCGGUCGUGGGUUCGGUGACUUCAGCUCCAUGUUUGACCAGCCGAAUGAGUAUGUCAUGGAGCUGACAUUCAUGCAAGCGGCUAAGGGUGUGAACAAGGAGAUCACAGUCAACCUGGAGGACACAUGUGAGCGUUGCCACGGCACCGCCAGCGAGCCCGGUACCAAAGUCCAGCACUGCCACUACUGCAACGGCACAGGCAUGGAGACUGUAAGCACAGGUCCGUUUGUGAUGCGUUCCUCCUGUCGGCGCUGCGGUGGACGGGGCACCAUCAUUACCACACCAUGCGUCAUGUGCCGGGGAUCGGGGCAGACCAAGCGGAAACGCACGGUCACGGUACCGGUCCCUGCUGGGGUGGAGGAUGGCCAGGCAGUGCGGGUUCCUGUUGGGAAGAAAGAGAUCUUCAUCACGUUCAGGGUGCAGAAGAGCUCAGUGUUCAGGCGGGCCGGGGCAGAUAUCCACUCCGACGUGCACAUCUCUGUAGCUCAGGCCAUUCUGGGGGGCACAACAAGGGCCCAGGGCCUGUACGAGACCGUCACCAUCCCGGUCCCACCUGGAACCCAGAUGGACCAGCGGAUCCGCCUCGAGGGGAAGGGCAUCCCCCGGGUCCACAGCCAUGGCCGCGGUGAUCACUACAUCCACAUCAAGAUCCGCGUCCCCAAGAAGCUGACUGCCAGGCAGCGAGACCUCCUGCUGAGCUAUGCUGAGGAUGAGACUGAUGUGGAGGGGACGGUCAAUGGGAUCGCUGCUACAACAACAGGUGGGGGCGAUAGGUCUCAGAGGUCUGAGACAGUGCAGGACAGGCCAGAGGAGAAACAGGAGGAAGGCUUCAUCGCCAAGCUAAAGAAAAUGUUUGUCUGAUGGUCUCUGGGGAGGCAAGAGAUCUGUGGGUAACUAAGGAGUGCGGUGCGGGUGCGUCAUGUUCAACCUCCAAAGCAUGAACUUGGAAAGGACCCCCCCCCCACCUCAUAUGAGCACCACAGGCUGGAGGGGGGGUGAUCUCUGACCUGUUGCUGGACCAGGAGGAGCUCAGACAACCUGCACCUUCAUCCUGUCUGCCUGGAGACAUCUGGCAGGUUCUUGGACUGAACUGACGACGAGGGGCCUGCAGCAGGAACCGUCCGUCGAGCUGGUGUGUGUGUGUGAGAGAGAGAGAGAGAGAGAGAGAGAGAGAGAGAGAGAGAGAGAUCUCUGUGUGCCGUUCUUUGUAUUGGCACUGUCCAGCGUGGGAGCAAACCACCAUUAACCAUGGAAUAGAGAAGGAAUGCUUUGUUGUGUCUUUGUUUAGCUCCAGGUCGUGGCUGGUAUCUAAGGUCAGCACCUGGUUUGGACCUUGUGGACCACGACUUAGUAUCUCUGGUCUCAAACCUUUAAUUUAGUUCCAUGCAAGCGGUCCUUGAAUUACUAUGGGGUUCCGUUAUGACAGUCUUGUCCUAAUUCGACUUUGGUGUUAGUUGAAAAUCCCCUUGUAUUAUAUUGUAAUGACAAUAAUAAGUGACCCAGCAUAAAGGUGUCGGCCGACCUGGUUUAGAGAAAAGCCUCUGGAAAAUGAAUGUUUAAAUUAUAAAGAUAGUGAGUGGGGGAAAUGUAGUUUUUGACACUUUCUGUUCCACUGUUAAAGUUUUUCCUUUAACUUAAACUUUCUGUACUAUCUUAUGGCACUUAUUUACACUCAUCGUGUUAAUCUACCGUGUUAUUUAAUACAGUAGAUCAAAACCAGGCACAAUGCGCAGUGAGAAGUUUACGUUUUUCCAGAAUGGGUUUGCAUCAUUGCUGAAUCAGAUGGUUGCAUUUUUCUAUGCAUCACGUUAUGUCUGAGUUGGAUUUAAUUAAAAAAAAAAAAUCAUUAAAUCUCUACUGCUGUGUUACAUCUUUGAACGAGGUACUUUCCCUGGGGUGACAGUAAGAACACCAAACUAUAUAAAUGGGUAAAUUAGUGUAAAUUUACUAAGUCAUCAUGAACCAUGUAGUCUGAUUGAAAAAUAAAGAAGAAUAAUUGUUGAA